This is a messenger RNA of Salvelinus sp. IW2-2015, 1729 nucleotides long. RefSeq names its product glutamine-rich protein 2. NCBI's taxonomy places the organism in Eukaryota, Metazoa, Chordata, Actinopteri, Salmoniformes, Salmonidae. The record is from RefSeq and is a predicted model, not a curated record.
ARCCUGAGCCCGCUGCAGAGGACCAGCCAGAGUCUGCCCAAGCAGUGAGUCAGUCAGUCAGUCAGGCCAGGGUCAGGCAGGGAAGCCGGGAGCACAUGUAUUGAAACAGGAAGGACCAAAAAGUUGUCCAUAUUGCUUUGUUAUGGUUUAGAGAAGUGUCAGGGAGGCAAGGUGACCAAAUGUAACUACAAACUAUAAUUACUGUACUGUCAGGUCUGUUUAAAACCUCUAGAAGUGUUUAUCCUCCGACCUUCAACCUCCACUCCUGUGUCCAUCCUAGCGAGCGCAUCCCUGAGAUGGCGGACUACAGUUACCUGGCCAUGUCCCGGAGCUGUGGAGGCAGCCACACCGUGACCUACCCCAACCGCCGCUACACCCGCCUGCAGCACAUCAGCCACUUCAUCCAGGCUGAGGAGGAGACACCGCCCAUCUCCAGCUCCCCACUGCGCAUUCAGCCGGAGGAGGUGGACAUCCUGGGAUUGGACGGACAUAUCUACAAGGGCCGCCUGAAAACCAGAUCGGUCAAGACUGUGGAUGCCGGACUACCCACCAUCUUUCCUGAAGACGGCAUGUGCAAGAGCAAAGACAAGAUCAUGCGCUCCCAGUUCCAGAAGCCUGGCUGCACAGAGCCGGGCUGUGUGACCCCUGUGCGACCCCAGAGUGCCAAGAUCCAGCGCAGCUGCUCAGCCUCAGGCAGCUCUGUGCGGGAUCGGCCCAUGUCUUCUUUAGGCUGCCUGUCCCAGGCUACCCUUCCCCAGAGCUCGUCCCAUGCUGACACCACCAGUGAGCUGCUGCAGCAAGAUCUGGUGCUUCACGUGGACCUGAGCCAAUCGGAGGAAGAGCCCGUCAUCAUCCUGUAGGGGGCGAUGGAGCGCCCCACACACCUUAUUUUAAUAAACAGUAUACAGCAGCAGCAGGAGGGUAUCCUGGUCUCCAUUUUGUAAUGGAGCAUACAGACGUUGUGAAAAUCAAGUCUGAUAUUAGUCAGUUAGGUUAUUUAUGGAUUGUAAUGGAAGAACACAAUUCUGGGACAUAUGAACACUGUUUCCAUGCAACAAAAUAGCUGAGMCACAAAAUAGCUGAGUCACAUUUCCAAAGUGUAGCUUUACAGGUCCGAUACCUUACGUGUGGCUACAUUACGAUUUUGGUUUAUGAUGCCUGAUUUUCAAUGACCAUAGAAAAGCUUUCAGACAGGUGACCUCAAAUACCAGACUGUUUGGAUGCAGAAGAAUACCACCAUGGAGCAAUUCAUUUGACAUAUAGGGUCUUAUAGAGCGGUAUCAUUAAGGGCUUGAAAUGUCUUCCCUCUCACAGACCCAAUUUCUGUAACGUCUGAUUCAUUGUAUUAGUUUCUCAAGUUGUUCCAUCACAUGUUAAGAGGAAGGACAUUCAUGCGUGCUGUCAUUACCACAAACAUGUACCCCUGUCGUGGACUCAUAACAAUGGUAGCCAGCCACCUGCAUCUAUUGGGGAAGCAAAGCAGCCAGGGUUGUAAAACCGGCCCAGAUGGCGUUCCCUUCAAAUGUCACCGUGCCUGUGUCCAGUUACAGCAGUCUCCUGGUGUCUGUGUUUUAAACAAGGGGGUUAGCUCUGUGUGCCUCACUCUGGCAUAGCGUAUCAUUUUUAACCAUGGCACAGCAUUGGGUAUCAUAGCAUACUUUUAGCGUAGUGCCAUGUCAGCACUCAACUGCAGUUGUCUGUGGGCCGGGGCGUGGCACGGGGGGGGGGG